AUGCAGGCGCAUGGCACGGCUCGAGGAUCAGCUGGCGUCGACGCAACCAAGUCUAGAAUGCCUCCCGUUGCAGCGUCUGGACGAGCGCCACACUAUUUCAGCGACGCGGUCCAGCAAGCCGCUGUUCGCCGUGGUGGUACCGCGGAACUGUGCGAUGAAGGCCAUGAGCAGUGGCAGGUCACCACCCUCGGUCUGCCUGACAACGCCAGGUUGGCGGCGUGGGGACGUGAUGCAGCUCGGCAGCGGCGGCGGCGCCACCACUUUGAGCAACUCCCUCUGUCCAGCAUCCCAUCUGGAAAGUCUGCGGUCGAAUUGCGGGCCCUUUUUGGAGUGCCCGUGGAGCUGGAGGGAUCGACAGCUCACACCAUGCCGUAUCGCUGCCUCGGUGUGGGCCCAGACCGAGAGCAGCAGCUUCGGCUCGGGAAAUCCAAAGAGGCCGCCUGGCUCCAGAACGAGGUGAUGUUGGUGCGGUCUAGAUUCCUUGUCGUUGUGCCAUCACCCUCGUCAUCCAACGCCGCCGCCGCUGCUUGCCGGCAACCCCUUUCUUCCUCUUCACCUUCUCUUCUCUCGAAGCCGACAGCGGGCGCAUCGUUCCGUCCGUCUUCGCUUUUUGCACGCCUCCUUCUUCCGUCGCUCGAUCAGCGCCACCACACCACACCUUUCGCCACGCAUCAAUCCGACCGUCCGACGUUGCAUACUGCUGCCAACGCACCGCCUUCUUCUCGUUGCAUCCGUUCAGAUCCCUUCUGCUUCUCCUGCAUCCUGGACGCACUUUCAUAUCGCUCCGACCCCUCGUCUCAGGUGUAG
This is a messenger RNA of Moesziomyces aphidis, 807 nucleotides long. NCBI's taxonomy places the organism in Eukaryota, Fungi, Basidiomycota, Ustilaginomycetes, Ustilaginales, Ustilaginaceae. The record is from the annotation of a GenBank genome assembly.